Parnassius mnemosyne (clouded apollo) is the source of this 3789-nucleotide messenger RNA. Lineage: Eukaryota; Metazoa; Arthropoda; Insecta; Lepidoptera; Papilionidae. The record is from the annotation of a GenBank genome assembly.
AUGACGUCACGCGAACGCGAAGUACUUUCACGCUUGCGCACAGACCAUCUUAAUAUGGAAGAGCGCAUUAACUUAGAGAAUCUGUGUCAAAAAUAUGCAGAUAUAUUUUAUAUUGACGGAGAGGCCUUGACUUUUACAAAUAAGAUUAAACACAAGAUUAGGACAUCUGAUGAGAUGCCGGUCUUCACAAAAAGUUAUCGUUACCCUUACAUACACCGCGACGAGGUCAGGGAUCAGAUAGGGAAAAUGCUAAGUCAGGGUAUAAUUAGACCAUCGGAAUCUGCCUGGAGCUCCCCUAUUUGGAUAGUACCAAAAAAACCUGAUGCUUCAGGAAAGACCAAAUGGCGUUUAGUCGUAGACUUUCGGAAAUUAAAUGAAAAAACUAUUGACGACAAAUAUCCGAUUCCCAACAUUAAUGACGUUUUGGAUAAGCUAGGUAAUUGCCAAUAUUUCUCAACCCUCGACCUGGCUAGCGGCUUCUAUCAGGUCGAGAUGGACCCAGAAGACAUACCCAAAACAGCAUUUAACGUAGAAAAUGGGCAUUACGAAUUUUUACGCAUGCCCAUGGGCCUGAAAAAUUCACCAUCUACCUUCCAGCGGGUGAUGGACAAUGUCUUGAAGGGUCUCCAAAACGUCAUCUGUCUGGUCUACCUCGACGACAUAGUAGUUUUUAGUACCUCACUUCAAGAGCACAUGAUCAACCUCGAAAAGGUAUUUUCAAGGCUUAGAGAAUCAAACUUCAAAGUCCAAAUGGACAAGUCCGAAUUUCUCAAACGAGAGACCGCCUAUUUAGGGCAUGUUAUUACCAAAGACGGCAUCAAGCCGAACCCUGACAAGAUUAGGGCUAUUAAGAACUAUCCAAUGCCCAGAACCCCCAAAGAAAUUAAGCAAUUCCUAGGCCUAGUAGGGUAUUAUAGAAAAUUUAUCCCGAACUUCGCGCGCAUCACUAAGCCAUUUACACAAUGCCUAAAGAAAGGAAACAAAGUUGUUAUUAAUUCAGAAUAUACAGAUUGCUUUGAAAAAUGUAAAAACCUUUUAACUAAUGAUCCGAUUUUGCAAUACCCAAACUUUAAUAAGGAGUUCAUCUUAACUACCGAUGCUUCCAACGUAGCUUUAGGCGCUAUAUUAUCACGAGGCCCCGAAGGUGCAGACAAACCGAUUUGUUACGCUUCUCGCACGCUAAACGACAGUGAGUUAAAUUAUAGCACAAUAGAGAAGGAGCUCCUCGCGAUCUGGGUCAUGCAGCUAAAAGAACCUAAUGCGCGUCUAACUAGAUGGAAACUCAAGUUAUCCGAGUAUGAUUUCACUGUUAAGUAUAAAAGUGGUAAAUCGAAUACUAACGCUGAUGCCCUUUCGCGCGUCGAGAUACAUAACGAGGAAACGGAUUCGAUGAUUGCUCUCGCGUCGGAACGACCGCCCUCUGUGGAAAAUUCGUCCACAGCAUCCGCACAUACCAAUGCGUUUUCCAAAUACGCGCAGGCAUACCAUGUUCGCGAUGCCACGGCAAUCAGUAUCGUUCAAGCACUGUUAAAUUUUUGCACUCAUCAUGGGCUACCUCUAACAAUAGUAUCAGACAAUGGCACAGAAUUUACCAAUCAGAUAUUUAAUGACUUUACUAAUUUACACCGGAUUAACCAUCACAGAAUACUACCUCACUCCCCCAACGAUAACGGCUUAGUAGAAAGGUUCCACGCGACGAUUCUGGAACAUAUCAGAAUCCUAAAAUUACGCAAUAAAAGUGAGAAUGCUAUAAACCUUAUGCCAUAUGCAAUUUUAGCUUACAAUAGCUCCGUACACAGCUUUACCAAAUGCAGACCUUUUGAUAUUAUAACUGGGCAUUUCGACCCGCGAGACCCCUUUGACGUAGAUAUGACGAAACACUUAACGCAGCAAUACGUACAGAAUCAUAAGGAUCAGAUGAAGUUAGUUUAUGAAACGCUGGGGGAAAUUAGCCUGGCUGACCGUACCAGCAUCAUAAAUAACCGUAAUAAAGAUCGCGAUCCUGAAAUCGAAUAUCAGCCACAUCAGCGUAUUUUUGUGAAGAACCCUCUUGCGAGUCGUCAAAAGUUGGCCCCUAGGGUGCUACUGGUCCUGACUGCUCCUUCGAUAGCAUCCCACAGGAUGAGUCAAGAGAUAACACUUGAGAGCCUUGACGAUGGCCCCGGACUUCUACCUUUUCGGCUUGGCGCAACAAGGCUCAUUACGCACUAUCAUACUUUUAUACAAUUCGUAGAAUUAGAUGAUAUUAAUGAUAAAAUCUCGCAGCUACAGAAUCAACUAAUAUAUUUUAGACAAACUCUAGGAAACGAUACUUAUAUGCUUUAUGAGGCUCAAAUAGAAUUCCUAUUCAUCAAACUUAGUAAGGUCUUAAACCAAUUAGAAACCUUAAAACCCCAUCGUAUAAAGAGAGGCCUCGUAGACGGACUCGGUUCAAUAAUUAAGAGCGUUACUGGUAAUUUAGAUAAUUCAGAUGCCGUGAAGUAUGACAAUGCAAUUAAAAUCCUUCAGCAAAAUAGUAACGUUAUUUUUCAUGAAUUUAACAAUCACGUAAGUCUUAGUAAAGAGUGGAUGGUCCAGCAUUCUAAUGUGUUAGAAGAGUUAGUCGAGAAUCAAGUAAAAAUAAAUGAAACGUUACAAUUAAUUUUAGAUAGAAAUAGUUAUAAAGAUUCUAGCCUACUAAAAUAUGCUAAAUUUGCUCAGUACCUUGCUAUUUUAACUGAAAAUAUUGACGAAAUAUUCAGUGAGCUAACUAGAAUUGAAAAUAUCAUAGCUUUUAUUCACGCUUCAACUUUACAUCAUUCCAUGAUUAGUAUAGAUGUUUUAAACCAUAUGAUUCAACGCUUAAUUACUAUCUAUGGUAAGGAGCAUGUGUUGCAAUUAGAACUUAGGGAAUACUAUGACAUAAUUAAACCAGGAUACUAUUACUCUGAUAAUAGGAUAGUCAUAAUUUUUAAUAUACCGCUAUUUACUAAGGAUAGUUACAAUCUCUAUAAAUUAUCCAUGGCCCCCAAUAAGUUUAAGCAGGCCCUCGUCCCUCCUUUUCCUUUAAUAGCAACCAACAGAAAAGGUUAUGUGUAUAUAGAGGCUGAAUGCCCGAAGUUUAAGGACUGGUACCUCUGUGGAGAGACAAUGGACCAUCAGCUACGACAAGUCCCAGACUGUAUCCAGAAUCUUUUAAUAAAUCAAGCCAUCGACAAGACCUGCGACGUUGUUACAAUAACCCUAUCAAGACCAGCUAUGGAAGAAUUAGACGAGAAACAUUAUAUCCUGUCUUUCCCCAAUGCCACGAGGAUACACUACCUAUGUGGCAAAGAAAAUUACAACAUUCUCAGCGGCACCUACUUAGCAACCGUCCCUAUGAGCUGCUCCUUGGACACACCCGACUUUACAAUCACCAAUAUUAACGACGUAGUUGAAGGACAACCGCUGAAAAUAAUGAAGCUGACAACCGACAUUGAGGAACCGCCCAAAGGAAAUUCUCAGAUUCAUCUUAAUUCCAUUGACUUGCGAAGGCUGCAUGACACUAAGCACAGGGUGAUAACGCAGCCAACUCUGGAAAUAAAGCAAGCGUCGCCGGACUACACAGUAUAUCAUACAACGAUUCCGCUUUAUAUCAUUCUAUUAAGCGCACUCGCACUCACCAUGCUGCUACUUAUAAGACGAGGCGAAAUAUUCCGACGCAGAUCUGAAAGAUCACCCCCCAAAGACAAGAUCUAUGCAGUACCCGAGACAUCUGAAAAGACCAAGCAGCAUCCAUCACUAUUUUCUCAGAGAAGCCUUCAAAAAUAA